UCCGGGUUCAGGCGCAGAGUUUUGCCGAGGGAGAAAAACCCUGAGGAGGGGGCGGCCGGGGUUGGCGAUGGCGACCUACAGCCUGGCCAACGAGAGGCUCCGCGCGCUGGAGGACAUCGAACGGGAGAUCGGCGCCAUUCUUCAGAAUGCAGGUACCGUGAUCCUGGAGCUGUCCAAGGAGAAGACCAACGAGCGGCUGCUGGACCGGCAGGCGGCGGCCUUCACGGCGUCGGUGCAGCACGUGGAGGCCGAGCUGUCGGGGCAAAUCCGCUACCUCACCCAGGUGGCCACCGGGCAGCCCCAUGAGGGCUCCAGCUACUCUUCGAGGAAGGACUGCCAGAUGGCCCUGAAGCGAGUGGACUAUGCCCGUCUCAAGCUCAGCGAUGUGGCCCGAACCUGUGAGCAGAUGCUGGAAAACUAGUCCCACAAGCUAGAGCGAGAACUUGGAAGAAGGCCACCACCAGCACCCGGGACAAAGAGACCUGUGGCGUGGGACAUCAGGGCUGCCACUUUGGGCCCGGCCGGGCAGGGUGUAGGGGGCAGAAGGUGGGGAUGGUGACACUUGAAGAUCAGGUGGCCGGACUCCUCCCACAGGUGCUCCUGCAGGUGCGCCAGGAAGUGCUGACAAGCUCAGACAGAGAUCAGACCGCCAGCACACUUCCUCCAACACCCCGUGCCCUACCCCAGGCUUCUGUAGACUGGACCAGCGAAGGCACAUCCUUCUUCAUGGAAAGAGACAAAAGCAGAACCAGGGGUUUUAAUUAAAAAAAAAA
This is a messenger RNA of Lontra canadensis (Northern American river otter), 773 nucleotides long. RefSeq names its product mediator complex subunit 11 (gene MED11). The coding region runs from base 68 to 421 and encodes 117 amino acids. Gene Ontology annotation, biological process: regulation of transcription by RNA polymerase II. Gene Ontology annotation, cellular component: mediator complex. The transcript has 3 exons. The record is from RefSeq and is a predicted model, not a curated record. Gene Ontology annotation, molecular function: transcription coregulator activity. NCBI's taxonomy places the organism in Eukaryota, Metazoa, Chordata, Mammalia, Carnivora, Mustelidae.